UAGACACUGUUCUAACUUCUAACACCCGAUUUUCUUCUCUUUAUCCAUUCCUUCAAACCAAAACAAAUAAAAAAAAGUCCAAACUUGGAAACCCCCAAGAAAAAUUGAACUGCAACUGCAUCCAAACAGUGCAAGAAUCUCAAGAAACCUUAUUGCUAAAACAACCGCAGUCGCCCUCAAUUUUUUUGAGCAUUCAUAUUGGUGUUCUCAAUUUUCCCAUGCAGUGCUCUUGUUGAACAAGAAUUCGUAAUCACGAGAAAGAAGCCAAGAAAUUAGGAUAAUAUUGGGUUAGGUGGUUUGGAGAAUAAUUAAUUAAGGGUAUGGUUGGAACAUGUUGUGAUUGAAAGCAGGAUCAGACUCCAGAAAGAAGAAACUUUGAGGCCUGUUUUUUGGGCCUCCCAAAAUUCUAGAGCUUUGGUCAUUGGUUACUGACAAGAAUGAAUGUGGUGGGCAAAGUUGGAAGCUUGAUAACCCAAGGUGUCUAUUCAGUUGCUACCCCUUUUCACCCCUUUGGUGGGGCUGUUGAUGUCAUUGUUGUUCAGCAGCAAGAUGGCACGUUCCGGUGCACGCCGUGGUAUGUUCGCUUUGGUAAGUUUCAAGGUGUGCUAAAAGGUGCUGAGAAGAUUGUUCGGAUAAAUGUCAACGGGAUUGAGGCAAACUUCCACAUGUAUCUUGACAAUUCAGGGGAGGCGUAUUUUGUAAAAGAGGUGGAUGAUGAUUGUGGUGAUAAAGGAAUAAAGUCAAAUGGGUCUCCUGAAGUUGCUGAUAACUCUGAAUUCAGACGAGAACAUGGUGGUGUCGAAAUUCAUGAAAAAGAUAAUAGUUAUCUGAGUAUGAAUGAUACACCUGGUUAUAGACUUGGCCAUAGCAUAUCUGAUUCAGGGGUGCCUUAUCUUUCAGGUGAAAGCCGUUCCUCAGUUUUGUCACAACUUCAAAGGGAAGAAUCUGAUGUUGAUAGGAUAUUUUAUGAAUUCCCAGAUGAUCAAUCCUCUUUUGAAGGUUCACUUGAUGUUUCUGAAUAUGAGUCUAGUCGAUAUGAGAAUCUAGAUAUAGAGAAUUUGGUGGACUCACAGGGUUCCCAGCCGGAGGUGGUCUUGGUCAGUGUUGAUGGUCAUGUACUGACGGCCCCUAUCUCAAAAUCUGAGCAGAAUGAGGACAAUGUGCAGUUAAAAACUCCUCAAUUUCAUCUAGGCCCAGGUGAAGAGACUGACUUCUAUGAAGGCAAUGGGGAAUUUAUUUCUGCUGAAAAUGCUUGGGCUGCUGAUUAUGUUAGUCAGGUGGAUGCUUCAACAGCUGAUGUUCCAGCUAAUAGUUAUGACACUAAGGUUGGUGAUGAUAGUUCUGGGCUCCUUUUGGAAGCUCAAAGAAAGGAGGUAACUAUUUGUCACACUGAGGAAGCCUUGGUGAUUAAAAAUCAUGAAGAUCAUCAUUUACAAACUGAUUCAGAAGAGGUUGUAUCUUGUAUGAAGAGACAGAGUGUCUUCAAAAGUUGUUUGGAAUUAAAUGAGUUUACUCACCACCAGGCUGGAAAUGCUGAUUCACAAGAUGUAGUUUCUUCAUUGGAGGUUCAAAAUUCAGCAGAGGAAUCUAAUGCGAAUUGUUCAAUUACGGAUGAAAAUGAACAGGAAAACAUCAAACAAUCUAGAAACAUUGAUGAGUUAUCUCCCGUUAGUGGGCCUACUUCCUUGGAUGAACGUAGUUCUCUAGAAUUAGAAGUAGAACUUCAAGAGGUUGAUAAAUAUGCACCAGUAGAAGUUGACACUGGUUCUGGCAGUCAUUCUGGUACUAAGGAUAUUAUUGAAUGUAAUGAUGAACAUGUUGGAAAGUCAGUAUCAAAUGACCUGGUAGAUGAUAGUCAACAAACCUCUGCACUUGAAGAUUCUUGUAAGAAAAGUGAACUAACUGAACCUCAAACAGCUACUUCCAAUGAGGAGGACCAAAGUCAUUCUGCUUUGAGGUUUGAGGCCUCACUUUGUGGUCAUGAACUUAAAGCGGGUAUGGGUUUGGUUGCUGCUGCCGAGGUUUUUGAAGCACACCGGAUAUCUGCAGAAGAAUUUAGAAGUUCUGCAUUAUCCAUAAUUAAGAAUGAAAAUCUUGUUCUGAAGUUCAGAGAGAGGUAUCUGCUGUGGGAAAAGGCUGCUCCUCUUGUACUUGGAAUGACUGUAUUUGGUUUAGACUUACCUGUUGAGCCCAAAGAUACAAUUCCAGUGGGACAGGAUGAUGCAGUGAAGGCCAAGAAUGAUGCUCCUGGACCAGCUUCGUCUGGACGCAGAUGGAGACUUUGGCCUAUGCCUUUUCGAAGAGUCAAGACAAUUGAUCACACUGAUAGUGUAUCAAGUGAGGAGGUAUUUGUAGAUUCUGAGUCUGAUUGGCAAACUUCUGUUGUCGAGCCAUCUCCAACAUCUGCUAGGCAUGAGUCUCCUCGCAAGCAAUUUGUGAGGACAAAUGUUCCCUCUAAUGAGAUGAUAGCAUCCUUAAAUCUCAAAGAUGGUCAAAAUUUGGUAACCUUCAGUUUCUCUUCCAGGGUUCUUGGAACGCAACAGGUUGAUGCUCAUAUAUACUUAUGGAAGUGGAAUGCAAGAAUUGUAAUUUCAGAUGUAGAUGGAACUAUUACCAAAUCUGAUGUUUUGGGGCAGUUCAUGCCUUUAGUUGGCAAAGAUUGGUCACAGUCCGGAGUGGCAAGGCUUUUCUCAGCUAUUAAAGAAAAUGGAUACCAGCUACUGUUCUUGAGCGCUCGUGCUAUUGUCCAAGCUUAUCUAACCAGGAACUUUUUGCUUAACCUGAAACAGGAUGGCAAGACCUUACCGAAUGGACCUGUUGUUAUUUCACCUGAUGGAUUAUUUCCCUCUCUUUACCGAGAAGUAAUAAGAAGGGCACCUCAUGAGUUCAAGAUUGCUUGUCUAGAGGAUAUCAGAAGACUUUUCCCUUCCGACUAUAAUCCGUUCUAUGCGGGGUUUGGCAAUAGAGACACGGAUGAACUCAGUUACAGGAAGAUAGGAAUCCCGAAGGGCAAGAUAUUUAUUAUUAAUCCUAAGGGUGAGGUGGCAAUAAGUCAUCGUAUUGAUGCAAAAUCUUACACAUCAUUACACACACUCGUCAAUGAUAUGUUCCCUCCUACUUCUUUGGUUGAACAGGAGGACUUCAACUCAUGGAAUUAUUGGAGAAUGCCUUUUUCAGACGUUGAUUAGUUCAAUGCUUAGGGUAUUUAGUUCAUUUUGACAAGGAUCCGUUGGUAUGGGACCAUCCAAGAUGUGUUAAUCGAUAUGCUAUAUGUCCUUUCUACUUGGCACAAAACUGUGACAUGAUUGGAAAGUGUCCUACUACACGGGAAUUCGAUGAUGGCAUACAAGUGCUCUCUCAUAGAAUAGAACGUUAUUCAUUCAAUGUGCUGAUGACACGCCUUUGCUUUCCUUCUUUUUGAUCUUCAUUAUAUCUUGAUUAAUGAUUACCCAUUAAUCAACCACAUUGUAUAACAUUUGGGUUACAUGUAUUAUACUAAUUUUUUACUGACCAAAUAGUGGAAGUUUGUCCAGCCCUACAUUUGUACAAUAUACUACAUUGUCAAAAAAAAAAAAAAGUUAACUCAAA
Messenger RNA from Glycine soja, 3588 nucleotides. Its product is annotated as phosphatidate phosphatase PAH1-like. The transcript has 11 exons. NCBI's taxonomy places the organism in Eukaryota, Viridiplantae, Streptophyta, Magnoliopsida, Fabales, Fabaceae. The coding region runs from base 438 to 3188 and encodes 916 amino acids. Gene Ontology annotation, molecular function: phosphatidate phosphatase activity. The record is from RefSeq and is a predicted model, not a curated record.